UGCAUCGUAGAGCUGAAUAGAAUGGCCGCUGUUGGUGGGAAGCAAGAAGGGAUGAGAACCGUCUUUACCAAGUUGACAAAUUGCAUUAGGAAAUACUAAAAAUAGAGAAGCGAAGCUCUACUAACUCACAGUUGUCAUGAAUGCGUCUCACAGUGGAAUUAAACAUGGAAUUUGGAGGUGCUGAAUUUCAAUGAAGGAAUUUGGAGGCGCGGUAUGAAUGGAGAAGAUGAAACUUCCCAGUUUUGCCCUGACUUAAAACGGUAAACAAAUCUUCAAACUAUUGGCCGGUGCUGCCCUCAUGGAUUGAAAUGCGGCGCUUCCCGUCAUCAAUGCCGCACAAUUCCUCCAAACUUUUCAGACUUACGGUCCUCCAAAACCAAAACUUGCUGUUUUCCCCCAAUUCCUGCUCCACUAUAGCGGACGCGUUACAGCCUGCUAUAAAUACCGCGAAAUUCUUCCAUUUUCUGACUCCAUUUCCAUACCCUAUGUCAUCUCCCGAGGGUUUCAUUACGGACUGGCUUGCGAAGUACGAGACGCAACAUAACGGCGGCGGCGAGGAAGAGAUUCGAACCGAGGUUGCGCGAGUGUUAAAGCUCUAUGAAAAGCACUAUACCCUAAGGGCCGAGGCGGCGGCCGAGGAAAAGCCGAAGCUUGGGACAUUUUUUCCCCUGGAGAAUGACUUUGUCUGGCUUGGCGAAUGGCGGCCUUCGAUAAUAUUUCAUGUUGCGUAUGCUGAGAUUGGACAGCAGCUCGAAUCUGAACUUGCAGAGCUGCUUAAGGGCACAAAUUCGUCAAAUUUGGCCGGCCUUACUUCCAGCCAGUUGUUCCAGAUAAAUGAGCUCCAUUGCCGAACUGUGGAGGAGGAGGACAAGCUUUCGCACAGAUUGACGGCGCUGCAGAAGAUUAUGGCGGCGGCUAGCAAUGGCGAGGGUUUUCAGCAGGCUUUGGACGAAACGAGCGAAGAAUUGCAGUGUAUUUUUGUGGCGGCGGAUAGGUUGAGGGUAGAGACAUUGAAGCGGAUGCUGUAUAUUCUUACGCCUCGUCAGUGCAUUCAAAUUUUGGUUCCCGCUUUACAAAUGCAGUUUUGUCCGCAGAGCAAGAAACAGAAUUCAUUAAUGGCUUCUCCAUUUCUGCACCAGCUCUGCCAAGCUGUAUAAAUCAAAGUAAGCCUACGUAAGCUUUGUACGAAAUUAUAGUUGGAAUAAGAUGGAAUUCAAUUUGGGUGACAA
Cryptomeria japonica (Japanese cedar) is the source of this 1229-nucleotide messenger RNA. Its product is annotated as protein DOG1-like 3. The transcript has a single exon. NCBI's taxonomy places the organism in Eukaryota, Viridiplantae, Streptophyta, Pinopsida, Cupressales, Cupressaceae. The record is from RefSeq and is a predicted model, not a curated record. The coding region runs from base 309 to 1157 and encodes 282 amino acids. Gene Ontology annotation, biological process: DNA-templated transcription. Gene Ontology annotation, molecular function: sequence-specific DNA binding.